This is a messenger RNA of Amaranthus tricolor (Joseph's coat), 759 nucleotides long. RefSeq lists its product as uncharacterized. Gene Ontology annotation, molecular function: aspartic-type endopeptidase activity. NCBI's taxonomy places the organism in Eukaryota, Viridiplantae, Streptophyta, Magnoliopsida, Caryophyllales, Amaranthaceae. The record is from RefSeq and is a predicted model, not a curated record. Gene Ontology annotation, biological process: proteolysis. The transcript has 2 exons. The coding region runs from base 1 to 759 and encodes 252 amino acids.
AUGGUUGUUGUUGAGAAUGAAGAAGAAGUGGUGGUAGUAGAGAAAGAAGCACCUAAUAAGGGGGAAAAGGAGGAACAACCAGCAACUGCCCCAGAGAAGAGAAAGGAGCCCACCACUGAUGUAUAUGUACCUCCUGUUCCUUUCCCACAGAGAUUAGCGCAUACUAUCAAGGAGAUGCCUUCUUAUGCAAAAUUUCUGAAGGAGGUAUUAUCUAACAAAAGGAAGCUGUCGAAAACAGGCGUUAAAACACUAAGAGGAGAAUGCAACGCUAUCUUAAAGUGCAAGGUGCCGAAAAAAGAAGCUGACCCUGCGAGUUUCACCAUUCCAGUCAACUUUGGUGAAGUUUUGGUCAAUAAAGCACUUGCUGAUUUAGGAGCUAGUGUGAGUAUCAUGUCGCUAUCUUUAUGCAAGAGGAUCAAUGCUGAGAUCAAGCCAACAAGGAUGUCUUUGCAGCUAGACGAUAGAUCAGUAAGGUUUCCAGUUGGAGUUGUUGAAGAUUUUCCAGUUCAAAUAGGGAAGUUCUAUGUCCCUUGUGAUUUUGUGAUUAUGGAUAUUGUUGAAGAUCAUGUCAUACCUAUCAUUCUUGGGAGAGAUUUUUUGAAGACUGCACGCGCUGUUUUUGAUGUGUUCAAUGGCAAGCUCACAUUGAACAUCUUGGGGGAGGACGUUGAGUUUCAUCUUCCUUCAAUGAUGAAAGGACUCAUUGAUGAAUCACUGUGCAGAGCAGAAGUAGUAAGGGUUAAGAUUAUGCACCCAUAG